Messenger RNA from Ornithorhynchus anatinus (platypus), 3459 nucleotides. RefSeq names its product mahogunin ring finger 1 (gene MGRN1). The transcript has 17 exons. Gene Ontology annotation, molecular function: ubiquitin protein ligase activity. NCBI's taxonomy places the organism in Eukaryota, Metazoa, Chordata, Mammalia, Monotremata, Ornithorhynchidae. The record is from RefSeq and is a predicted model, not a curated record. Gene Ontology annotation, cellular component: cytoplasm; early endosome; plasma membrane. Bases 88 to 1830 code for a protein of 580 amino acids. Gene Ontology annotation, biological process: endosome to lysosome transport; negative regulation of G protein-coupled receptor signaling pathway; protein ubiquitination.
GAGCGGAGGCGGCCGCCCGGCCAUGUCGGGGUGAGGGUCCCGCCGGCGCGGCCUCCCCCCGCCGCCGCCAUCGCACUGCGCUCCACGAUGGGGUCCAUCCUCAGCCGCAGGAUGGCCGGGGUGGAGGACAUCGACAUCCAGGCCAACUCGGCCUACCGCUACCCGCCCAAAUCCGGAAACUACUUUGCAACUCAUUUUUUCAUGGGAGGUGAGAAGUUUGAUACACCACAUCCUGAGGGUUACCUGUUUGGAGAGAACAUGGACCUGAACUUCCUGGGCAACCGACCAGUGCAGUUUCCUUAUGUCACACCCGCCCCUCACGAGCCUGUGAAAACACUGAGAAGUUUGGUGAAUAUCCGCAAAGACUCCCUCCGGCUGGUGAGGUACAAAGAUGACGCCGACAGCCCCACCGAGGAGAACGGCAAGGCCAGAGUCAUGUACAGUUUGGAAUUUACUUUUGAUGCCGAUGCCCGUGUGGCUAUCACCAUCUACUGCCAGGCGAUGGAGGAGUUCAUGAGUGGGAUGGCAGUAUACAGCACAAAGAACCCUUCUCUGCAGUCGGAGACGGUGCAUUAUAAGAGAGGCGUGAGCCAACAGUUCUCCCUUCCGUCCUUCAAGAUCGAUUUCUCAGAGUGGAAGGACGAUGAGUUAAACUUCGAUCUGGACCGGGGUGUUUUUCCUGUGGUGAUCCAGGCUGUGGUGGAUGAAGGGGAUGUAAUGGAAGUUACCGGUCAUGCCCAUGUACUCUUAGCUGCCUUCGAAAAGCAUGUUGAUGGCAGCUUCUCUGUGAAACCUUUAAAACAAAAGCAGAUUGUGGAUCGGGUCAGCUACCUUCUCCAGGAGAUCUACGGCAUCGAGAACAAAAACAACCAGGAAACCAAGCCCUCCGACGACGAGAACAGCGACAACAGCAACGAGUGUGUCGUGUGCCUGUCGGAUUUGCGCGAUACGCUGAUCCUGCCCUGCAGACACCUGUGCCUGUGUAACUCGUGUGCGGAUACCCUGCGCUACCAAGCCAACAACUGUCCCAUCUGCAGACUGCCGUUCCGAGCCCUCCUACAGAUUCGGGCGGUGAGGAAGAAGCCCGGAGCCCUCUCCCCGGUCUCCUUCAGUCCCGUCUUGGCACAGAGCAUGGAUCACGACGAGCACUCUUGUCCCUUUAAAAAAUCAAAGUCGAACCCUGUCUCAUUGGCCAGCAAGAAACCUAAAAGGGAAACAAGCUCUGACAACAUCCCUCCCGGAUACGAGCCCAUCUCUCUGCUCGAAGCUCUGAACGGCCUCCGCUCCAUCUCCCCGGCCAUCCCUUCCGCCCCCCUCUAUGAAGAAAUCACCUACUCGGGCAUCUCGGAGGGGCUCUCUCAAGCCGGGCGGCCCCUUGCUGGGAUCGACAGAGCCGUGGAGAACGGCCACCAGAAGAGCAAGCAGAGCAAGUCCCCUGAUAGCACACUACGGUCUCCGUCAUCUCCCAUCCACGAGGAGGACGAGGAGAAAUUAUCCGAAGACUCUGAUUCACCUCCCCCGCUGAGCGGUACCGAGCUCACCUUUCGGGAGAGCAGCUCGCCCGAGAGCAUCGUUACUGAGGAAAUCGAAGAGGUGACUCCUCUGAAGCCAGAAAGCCAACCCCCAUCUCUAGAGGACGUCCUGCAAGACAGCAGCAGUGACCCCAGAAGCCUUCCCAAACCUGCGGGUGACCCUCCAGCCGACGUUUACCUACCAGGAAGUUCAGCCUCCAUGGAGACCUUCCGGAGCCACGGCAGGAGCGGGUCUCCUCUUCCUCCGCUGAGCGCCCCCGGCCUCGGGUUGGAGGAGGCCGAGCUGACCCCUCUCUGAGGUGCUGGUUUGGAGCCCCCGGCCCACCCGACUGGACCCCAGACUACACCCACACUCACACCUCCCUCUCUCUGCACAUCACGGCGGAAGCAGCGGGCUCGGACGUGCCCCGGGCCCGAACGAAAGAGCACAGCUAACCUACUCCUCUGAACCGUCCCGUCUCCCCCCCCCCCCCCCCCGCCAACCCCCAAUUCCCCUUUUGUACUUUAAACCGGUCUGUAACCGACGUGAGAUGAAGGACCGCAACUUUCCCCAUCGGGAGUUAAGGGCCUUUUUUUAGCCGCCGUUUGGCCUGGAAGGCCGGGACCUUCCCCGGGAGCUGAGGUAACCUCUCGGCUACCCAACCCGGAGUUUGGCCGAGGCGGUUUUGGGGGAGGCCAGGCCUAGUUCAGACCCUAAGCAGUUCUGUACUCUUCCCACCCAGAACCAAAUUUAAAUUAGCGGAAGGGCGUUCCGUGGGUGGGGUCGGAGGGGGCGUUUUUCCUCACGGGGAUUAUUUAGAGCGAAAGAGAGGAGGAGGUCGAGUCAAACUCUAUGAAGGAAAUUACACUCUGCGUUUUGUAAUAUCACGUGGCGGCCGAAGGCAGCCUUUUGCUGUCGUGCCCGGUUGCUUGUCAGUUGCUUGUCGUAGACGUGCGUGGCUCAGCGGUGGCACCGUCAAAGUCCUCUUCCUCCCACGGCACGAGGGAACUGGGUUUCGUUGGGGGCCCUCUCUCUGCCGCUUCACCCAGAGGCCUCCGCCGCCGCAGGCGCUGGCUUUUGGGGAACGGUGUGCGGAGACCGACUGGAGACCCUUGCUCUGGAAGUCAGAGCCUCUUAGCUUUUUCCUGUGGGACUCCAAGCCACCAAUGGUUCCGAUCGGCCCAGCAGGCGGUGGGGCUGAGGGCGGGAGAGGGGUGUCCACCUCUCCUGCAAGCAGCGGGGGUGGGAAGGCAUCCAACUGCUUCGGCUCCCAAGGACCGGGAAUCUCCAACUCGUCCUCCCGCUCCUCCCCACACCCCCCUCGGCGGUUUCCAGCCGGCUUUCCCCAGAGCCUUCUAGGGGAGAUCGGUCUUGGCAAGCUUCUCGGGGCUGGGAUCCAAAGCACAGAAUGCGAGCCUUUGGCUUUUUAAUUCUUUAGGGCCCCUUUUUCCCGGGUAGGUUCUUCCCCGAACCCUGGACUUGGCUGGAAUCUCCACGGGGUGAGAACUCCGAGCGCCCCUGACUUCCUUGAGGCCUUAAAUCUGGCUCAGGGUCCGGGAUCGAUGGCCUCUCGGGGGGCAAGGGAGCCUGGUGAACUACCCGGUCCUUAGCCGGAGUCCGUUCUGCUCCUCAGAUUUUAACUAUCCCUUGUCGUUGAUGUCAUCGGGCCCUCCAGAAACGCACCUACAGUGGGAACGGCUUGGGGUUACGGACCAGUCGGGAUAGGUCCGACGGUCCGUCGGUCAGUGGUAUUUAUUGAGUGCUUCUAAUGUGCGGAGCACCCUACUAAGUGCCUGGGAGAGUACUAGAGAGUAAAUAGGCACCAUUCCUGCUUUUGGAGAGGCUGUGAAGUGUCCCUUUGCCCUCGGUCCUCAGCGGUGGAGGCGGGAGCGGUGUGAGGAGAGUCAGAUUGAUUGACGUUUAGGGCCCCAAUGGGAAUUCAGUGAA